Molecule: messenger RNA, 2968 nt
Organism: Rhineura floridana
Lineage: Eukaryota; Metazoa; Chordata; Lepidosauria; Squamata; Rhineuridae
Gene: TOX2
Product: TOX high mobility group box family member 2
Exons: 10
Coding region: 289-1890 (533 amino acids)
Biological process (GO): regulation of transcription by RNA polymerase II
Cellular component (GO): nucleus
Molecular function (GO): chromatin DNA binding
Source: RefSeq, a predicted model, not a curated record
UGUUGUGGGAGGCCAGCCCAGCCCAGCCCAAGCAGGUCCCAGGCUCUCUCCCCUCCCCCUUCCUCCCCCCUGCCUCGGUGCCUGGAACAAUAGAGUGCGAGUGGAGCCGGCUCUGGGCUGCGCUCCCACCCCUUCUCCCUCUCCCCGCCUCUCCUCCCCUCCCCUCCCGCUCGCCCUGAGCCAGAGGCAGAGCAGCCGCCGCCGGAGGAGCCGGUUCCAUGCCCGCUGGAGCCUCCUCUUGCUGCUGCUGCCGCCGCCUCUUUCUCCUCCUCAGCGCGCAGUCCCGGCAUGGACGUUAGGUUUUACCCUUCCGCCCCCACCGCCGUUGGAUCCUUGCCUGGGGCCGACCCCACUUGCUUGGGCCCCCUGGACUAUUACCACUGCAACAAGUUUGACGGUGAAAACAUGUAUAUGGGAAUGAAUGACAAUAACCAGGAGUUCCUCUCAACGAAUCAGACAUACAAUGGUCAGAAUGAGAAUAAUGAAGAUUAUGAAAUCCCUCCCAUUACUCCUCCUAACCUCCCAGACCCUUCCCUUCUUCACUUGGUGGAUCAUGAAACUGGAUAUCAUUCAUUGUGCCACAGUCUCCCUCCAAAUAGCCUGAUACCAGCAUAUUCCUACCAGAAUAUGGACCUUCCAGCCAUCAUGGUCUCUAACAUGUUGAGCCAAGAUGGACACCUUCUCUCUAGUCAGCUACCUACUUCAUUAGAUUGCCUUCCACUGAGGUCCAUGGGACUGCACAGGAGUAACUAUUUGCAGCAUGUGAUCCAGGAGAUGGUCCACUCAGACGCCACUUCCUAUGAGUCCAACCAUCAAGUUCCCCUGAUCAAUCGACCAGGGAUGUUAACCGGUCACAUGAGCGCCCUCAGCCAGUCACAGCUGAUUUCUCAGAUGGGUUUGAGGAGCGGUGUUACCCAUGGUUCCCCAUCACCCCCUGGAAGCAAAUCUGCUACACCAUCUCCCUCCAGUUCUGCUCAGGAAGAGGAGACAGAGUCACAUUAUAAGGUAACUGGAGAGAAGAGACCACUGACAGAUCUGGGCAAAAAACCCAAAAACCAAAAGAAGAAGAAAAAGAAGGAUCCCAAUGAACCCCAGAAGCCAGUGUCUGCUUAUGCCCUGUUUUUCAGAGACACCCAAGCAGCUAUCAAAGGACAAAACCCCAACGCUACCUUUGGGGAUGUAUCAAAAAUUGUUGCAUCAAUGUGGGACAGUUUAGGAGAAGAACAAAAACAGGCAUAUAAAAGGAAAACUGAAGCAGCAAAGAAGGAGUAUCUAAAAGCUCUGGCAGCCUACCGGGCCAGCUUGGUUUCCAAGAGCUCAGCCGACCAAGGAGAGACAAAAAGCGCCCAAACCAAUCAACCUUCAAAAAUGAUCCCACCUAAACAGCCCUUGUAUACAAUGCCACCGCAGGCCUCAUCACCUUAUCCUGGCUUGGGCUCUUUCUUGUCCCCAUCAGACCUGCAAAGUUACCGUGGACACCCUCACCCCAGCCUCUCCAGGACCCUCAAUUCCAAGCCCAUGUUGCCCAGCAUCAGUGCCUCGCCACCCCCUUCAUUCCAAAUCAGCCCCCCUCUCCAUCAGCAGCUGUCUUUGCACCACCCACAGAGCUCCAUCCUCAACCAGUCUCUCAGCAUGCAGCAGGUCCCACAGCAACCCAUCCUGUCUCCUUCCAUGGCACUACAGGUACAGCCCCCAAUGAACUCUUCACCACCAGGCCAGCAGGACUUUUCACAUAUUUCAUCCGAGUUUCAGAACAGUGUUGGGCCGCGAUCACCUGGUGCAUCAAACCCCCCAGGAAAUACUGAGUGGGACAAUGAAUACCCCAGCAGAGAGUGUGGGAUUAACCACUGCAGCAUGCUGCCAAGGGACAAGUCACUCUACCUCACUUAAACCCUGAUACCGCUGUUCUGCAAAGGUGAAAAGGAAGGACAUUUAAGAGGGUGUGCGAUGCAGGCUACCCAGAUGGGCAUCAAGCAAGUCAUAUGGGCAAGAGAGCACCUCACCUUUGGCUUCAUAUCCUGGCUCUGAGAGCAGCAUAUCCCUUCCCUUUUCUUCUCCUCCUCCCUGUCUGUCUCUUCUUCUCUGAAGUCCUUCUGUACAUGGAAGCCAACCUUGCAUAAACCAUAAAGAACAAAAUUUACAAAGGACCACCCCACCCCACGCACACCUUUCUCUGCUUGCCACCAGCUUAGCUAUGGACCAUUUUCCUAGCAAACUGCUUUUUAGAUUCAGCACAGACCCGGGCACAGCGCUCGCUCAAAGGCAUUAGGCUUGGCUCAGCAGGAGGAGACACUUUUUUGACGACUUGCUAAAUGGCACUAAACUUUGUGCAAGACAAAUGUGAAGUCUGUGUGAAUAUUGUACAUGCAAAAGGCCUCGGAUGUCUGGCAAAAAAAUUAAAAAUUUAAAUUUAAAAAUUAAAAAUUAAAACCUGUUUGGAGGUUAGGUGGAGACAUCAGAUGGGAAGCAGAAGUGCAAAUAUGAGAGGGAGACAAUGUGAAAAAAGACCAUGAAAAAUAUAAUUUGUUGGAUAGUUGUAAGUAGCUUACUAAAUGUUUUAGAACCGUGCUAAAGACAUCUUUAAGAUUUUUUUGUGGAAAAAAAAUUAGUAGUUUACUUUAUAGUAAAAGCAUUUUAUAUUAAUUGUAGCACAUUUUUUAGUUAUACAUAGAAUGGAGAUGUGUAUAAAAAAACCUGCCAAACUCGUUUCUAUUAUUUGUACAGCAAGAAAUGGACAGUUUAUAUCCAUGUUAUAUGGCAUUAUUAUAUUUUUUUCAGCCAUACGUCCAUCUAUUUAAAAUUGCUGACAAGGAUUUUUGUCUAUUUAUGAAAAAAAUUAGAAAGCAGAAUACAAUUUAUGAAAAGUGCUUUUUCCAUGGUUGUUUUUUUUUUAAUUAUUUUAUUUUCUUUCUGGUGCUGUUUAUGCAGUACCUGCACAUUUUGGCUCACAAUGCUUAUCUUACCUUUC